CCCCCUCCACACUGGCAGCUGCUGAGCCGCUCUUUCUGUUUACCGUCUUGCCGCGGCCUAGGCUCUCUCAGUGAGGACUGAGUAUUGGAGUCUGCCUGACUGACAGAGGCCUUACCGCUAAAGGGCGAUGAAGAAAGGAGGGGAAUGAAGCAGCGGUUCCGGCACACCGAUCUGACCAGCCGAGGCGGCUGUUAGUUUGGUUGCUCUUCAGACGAAGAGAUUUAGGGGUUAAUUCUGGUCCAAUUUGUACCGCUCUUUUUCACCUAGAAAUAGGACCAGCUUCUUGAGGAGAGCACUGAGGAAUAAAAAGCCCAUGUAGAUUCUGAUCAUUUAAGUUGAGAGUCUUCAGCAGAGGAAUUCCUGACUCAACAUGAACGAGGAGACCUUGAGAAGUGCUCUGGUAUUUUUCCAGAGUGACAGGCCUUCUUCCUAUGAAGAGUUUCACAAAGGCCGGAAACUAGAUUACCUCCGGAAAGGUGAUCUGACUUACUCUGAGUUUUUCAGGGAUUUUCUGCUCCCUAAUUACCCGUGUAUUCUAUCUCCUGAGUUCACGGAGAGCUGGAGAAGCCGGCAGCGCUGGGUGAGAGGGGAUGGCAAGCCUGACUUUGAACACUUGCUGAAAAAUUUUGGAGAUUUUACUGUCCCUGUGGCCAACUGUGAUGUGAAGGAAUACAAUGCAAACCCAAAGCACAAUAUCCCUUUAAGGGACUACCUCAGUUACUGGAGCGAGCACAGAGAGAGUGGCUAUUCAUCUCCAAAGGGCUGUUUGUAUAUGAAAGACUGGCAUAUGCACAGGGUUUUCCCCAAUCAUGGAGUUUACAGUACUCCUCUCUUCUUCCAGUCUGACUGGCUGAAUGAAUACUGGGACACAGUCGAAUUGGACGAUUAUCGCUUUGUUUACAUGGGUCCCAAAGGAUCAUGGACACCAUUUCAUGCUGAUGUUUUCCGAUCGUACAGCUGGUCAGCCAAUGUCUGCGGACGGAAGAAGUGGCUGCUGUUCCCACCUGGUCAGGAGGAACAUUUGAAAGACCGCAGUGGUAACCUUGUUUAUGACGCCCAGUCUCCGAACCUGCAAGAUAGGAAUCAUUACCCAAAUUACAGCCAGUGCUGUCAACCUAUUGAGGUGGUGCAGGAAGUUGGAGAGGUCAUCUUUGUCCCCAGCAGUUGGCACCAUCAAGUAUACAAUCUGGAAGACACCAUCUCCAUCAAUCACAACUGGCUGAAUGGCUGCAACAUAGACAUUAUGUGGCAGUUCCUACAGGGGGAACUGACGGCAGUCCAGGAGGAGAUUGGGGAGUGGAAGAACUGUAUGGAGGGCUGGCAUCAACAUUGUCAGCUCCUCUUGAAAUCGUGCACUGGAAUCAACUACUGUGAAUUCUACACCUUCCUGAAAAUAAUCGCAAAAAAUAGGAUAGCAGCACUUGAGACUACUUCAGGAGAUUCAUCAGCCCUCCACAGUACAUUUCCUGCAGAACUGUCCGCUCUCAGGCCGUGUCACUCAAUGUUUGAUUUACACCGGACUAAAGCUGUACUGACUUUAAUGCUCACCAAUGAGGACUUCAGGAGGCUAGAUGCAGAUUUAUUGAAUCCUCAUCCAGAGGACCUGCUGCAUGAGAUUAAAGAAAUGACAGAUUCUGCUUUGUCUUAAUAUUCUACUUCCUGUUAUUUCUUGUAAACCAAGUUAAAUGGCAACUCUUGUUUCUUCUGUUCAAGGAAUCAGAAAAUUCCAAAAUGCAACCAAAGGUCACACUUAUUGCUUAGCCUAUUGCAAGCUGCAUAAGGAUCAAGCGUGAAAGCAUAAUGGCUACGAUAGUGCAGCAAUUGUCAUUAAAGUAUUAAUUCAAACAAAGAGUUCAAAUUCCAUGACGGUUUCAAAAGUUUGUACUAGUAAAAGUGACCAUGAAGAUCUUGGAUCAUCAGAAAAGCAGGACUGGAAGACUUCCUCUGGGAAAGGAAACCUUCUGACUUUGUCCAGUCUAGCCUACAUGACUCCUAAAUCACUAUAGUAUCAUAGAAGCACAUUUACAACAUGAGGUGUGACAAUUAAAUGGAAAAACAGGGUCAAGACUUGCUGCUGCAGCACUUCAACAGUUGAAUGGCCUGCCAAUUCUACUUGUCCUGAAAAGAUGUUUAAAACUUUAUUUCAAACAAAAGUUUUAAAUCAUAAAAGAUUCAU
Messenger RNA from Carcharodon carcharias (great white shark), 2176 nucleotides. RefSeq names its product jumonji domain containing 4 (gene jmjd4). Gene Ontology annotation, biological process: protein hydroxylation; negative regulation of gene expression; positive regulation of translational termination. NCBI's taxonomy places the organism in Eukaryota, Metazoa, Chordata, Chondrichthyes, Lamniformes, Lamnidae. Gene Ontology annotation, molecular function: histone H4R3 demethylase activity; sequence-specific DNA binding. Bases 371 to 1648 code for a protein of 425 amino acids. The record is from RefSeq and is a predicted model, not a curated record. Gene Ontology annotation, cellular component: nucleus; cytoplasm. The transcript has 6 exons.